UUCAAUGGCGGCGGUUCUCCUCGGAUCUUCGCGUCCUGGCAUUUUGGGAUCCCACACUGCGGUCCGCGUAACUAUGCCCGGUCAUGCCACAUAAAUCAGUGUCAUAAAUCUGCGCGUCUUGUGUAUGAAAUUAUGUGCCAGUGUUUCGUAACCAGCAACGAGAAAUUCUAGAUAUUUAUCUGCCGAGUGCCAAAUAAAAACUUGUCUAAAGAAAAACAAGUAAAGCAAGCAAAUUAACCGUUUGGCGGGAAACGAAAUAAAGUGGUAUCCCAGAGGGUGAAAGUGAAGAAAGUCAAGUGAAAGUGGCGGCUGCCGUUCCCUAAGUGAAGAAAAUAAAAUCCUUCUUGUGUCAGCGUGCUUGGAAUGCUCAUCCGCGAGGAGGCGUGAGCUACUCAAAAAAGAUGGCCAUCCUGGAGUCUUGUUGCUUUUGGAAGGAUGUGCGGAGUGGCAGCUUUGCCUGCGCCAUCUACACGUUGGUUUACUUUGGCUUCUCGACGCUGAUGUUUUUGUUCUACCUAAUCGAGGAACAGGACUUUCUGCUGGGUAACCGUGCUCAGCCGCUGGGUGAAAGUUUGCUGGAGAAGGGCGAUGUGACUGUAGUGACUGUGAUAUUCAACAUUUUGUUGCUCCUUUGCUCCAUACUGAUGGUGCUAUCCUCGGUUCUGCUCAUAUUGGGCCUCCAGCAGAACAAGAGACAUCUGCUGAUACCCUGGAUUAGUUUCAUGCUGGGCGAUCUGCUCAUCGAGGUCUGCCACUUGGUCCACUUGGCCCUAUCCCGCCGCGUCAAGUUCGAUCCGAUUGUCGGUUUCAUCUUCACCAUGGAUUUCUUCCUACUGUGCCUCAAUCUCUACUGUCUGCUGUGCGUCAUCUCGCAGUACCAGACGUUCCGCUCGCAACGGGCGGAGAUGCGACUGGCGGCCUCGGCGGCAUCGCCUAUUGUGGUCUUCACAGCAGCGGAGAAGCUAACCAAAACACACCAGCAGCAACUGCAGCAGGCGCAGCAGCAACAACAGCAGCACAGUAAUCUGCUGCAGCAGCUGGAGACCGGAAGGGGAAAUGGCAAGCGGCGACGUAUGCUCGGAGCAGCCAGCCCGCUAAUAACUUCGCAGCGGCUAACCAACUUCUCAACCAUCACCGAGGAGGAGGAGCAGCAGUCCGGAACAGACCACCUGGCGGAGCAGCCAACUGGAGAGGAUCUCGGCCGCAUACCAAUUUUCACUCUGGCUCCCAGCCCAGCUCAUUGCCAUUGAUGCAACUCAUCACUAAGCCAAUGUUACGCGUUUCUUCUCGAAUACACAUUCCAGCAGAGCUAUAAGAUAUUUUUACACAUUAUUUGAUCCGAAAGGGCUGAAUAAAGGGAAAUGAGAUUUUCA
This is a messenger RNA of Drosophila sechellia, 1373 nucleotides long. RefSeq lists its product as uncharacterized. Lineage: Eukaryota; Metazoa; Arthropoda; Insecta; Diptera; Drosophilidae. The record is from RefSeq and is a predicted model, not a curated record. Bases 402 to 1250 code for a protein of 282 amino acids. The transcript has 7 exons.